AUGGCGGAGUUCCACGCCAUCUGCACCACUCUCGAAGAAAUCUCCCGACGACUCAACAAUAUAAGCAGAAUCUCUGCAAAAAUUGCUAUUCAUACGCAAAAAUGCUCAGCAUGGUACAAGCAAAACCCGCGAUUGAGGAAAUGGUGGGCAACCGCUUGCUUGGCCAUCACGGUGUUUGUAGUAUUACAGACCUUCAAUGCAUGGCGUCUUAGCAAAAUGCCACGGCAGACAUUCCAGCAACCCAAAGACACCAAGGCCACCGUCACAGCAUCCACACCUCCCACCUCCCAUACAAUAUAUCCCACACCCGUGCAACAAACUCAGCGCAUUAACGAUGGUCUCUCUUCGGAUCGACGGCUAUGGAGAGAGAACAAUCACAAGAUUGUGACACCUGCGGUCACCCAACUCCUGUCCAAUAUGUGCGGUCUGCAUCCUCACGAAGUCCUAUGGGUCUGCAACACUGUUUCCGCUUGGUUCGGCAGAGUGGGAUGGGAAAGUGUCGCCUGGUUGUGGUCAUUUGUUGGGGGACUACCGAUUCGGAGGCCAUAA
This is a messenger RNA of Neurospora hispaniola, 549 nucleotides long. RefSeq lists its product as uncharacterized. The transcript is spliced from 3 exons. The record is from RefSeq and is a predicted model, not a curated record. Lineage: Eukaryota; Fungi; Ascomycota; Sordariomycetes; Sordariales; Sordariaceae. Bases 1 to 549 code for a protein of 182 amino acids.